This is a messenger RNA of Naegleria gruberi, 1190 nucleotides long. RefSeq lists its product as uncharacterized. NCBI's taxonomy places the organism in Eukaryota, Heterolobosea, Eutetramitea, Acrasida, Naegleriidae. The record is from RefSeq and is a predicted model, not a curated record. The transcript has a single exon. The coding region runs from base 1 to 1167 and encodes 388 amino acids.
AUGCCAGAUAACAGCAUGAAGAAGAAACAAACAAGAUCUAAUUGCAAUCAAAAGCAGUUGGUUGUUGUGGAAAACAAGCAACAACAAAUUCCACACUGCUCACUUUUAGUCUUUGAAUCGAAUAAGAAAACAAAUAAGAAGAGAGAAAAUCCAUUCGAUGGCUCGUGUGAUAUUUCCAACUUACUUUUACAGAGUGAUUAUUCUUCACACUCACCAUUGACUCAUAACUCAUUCGAAAGUAAGAAGAAGAAACGAAAGCAUUCGACUGAUUCAUUACCACCUCCUCAUUCAAAUCAAAACAGGGAACAACUACCAUUAAGUGGCAAUUCUCCAACUCUAAAUAAUCAACAUUCAAUAAUGAAUCCUAAUCGAAUGAUGGUUACAAGUGAACAACAACCAUUGUCCACUCCAUCUCCAUUCACUUCCUCUCCAGUUCUAUCCAAUUCGUCGACCAAUUCGUUCAAGAUUCCACAACAACUCACAAACCGAAAUCAAACCAAUCAGAUUCCACUCUUACUUUCAAUAACCACAAUGGGUAACACAGAUUCAAACACACAAAAUAAUCACGAUUCGUUAAUUUCUCCACAUUUAAACAAUGGAAGCAAUUGCAGUAGUGGAUUAUCUUCUUCCUUUUUCGAGGAUAUUUCCUCCUCAAUUCUGUAUCUAGUCACUGGUAAAAGAGAUCAUGAGCGAAUCAAUGAAGAAUCUCUUACCAAUCUAACCAAACAGCAGUCCUGUUGUUGCAAUCCAUCCAGUCAACACCAAGAUUCAGAGCACCAACAUUACAAUAGAAAAUCCAUCCAAACUCCCUCAACUACAGUUUCACAAUCACCAUCAUUUCCCUCACCAAAACACUCACUACCAUCCAUGUCAUUGACUGGCGAUAUUUGUGUAAUGCAUGACGACCUGAAUCCAAACCAAUCAAAACACCAACCAUUCAAUUAUGGAAAUAGUGGUCCUUCUUCAAAUUGUUAUCUGUUUCCAAAUAGUGGCAAUGACCAACCAUUUGGUUUAGAGCAGAGGGCAGGGUUUUCAAUAAUGGCCAAUACAGAAAAGAGUUUCAGAACUAGAGGUUACGAUGCGCAACAUUUGUCGGAGGAUGAAAGUGAGGGAGAGAAUUCGAUUCGUUUCCUACCUAGUAUUGCAUCUCUAUUAGAGAGAAAAUAAAAUUGCAAUUAUGAAAUUGUAAA